This is a messenger RNA of Marasmius oreades (fairy-ring Marasmius), 1052 nucleotides long. RefSeq lists its product as uncharacterized. Gene Ontology annotation, cellular component: anaphase-promoting complex. The coding region runs from base 305 to 946 and encodes 213 amino acids. The record is from RefSeq and is a predicted model, not a curated record. Gene Ontology annotation, biological process: protein K11-linked ubiquitination; anaphase-promoting complex-dependent catabolic process. NCBI's taxonomy places the organism in Eukaryota, Fungi, Basidiomycota, Agaricomycetes, Agaricales, Marasmiaceae. The transcript is spliced from 7 exons.
ACUUUGUCGUGAUCGAUGAUUCCUAUUUUUCCUAACAAUCUCCCAUUGUGGCAUCAGUCGAACGGAUAUAACUUGCUGGGCAAACCUAUUCCAGAGGACCCAAGGUAUUGCAGCGCAGGACAUCCCAGACCACCAGCUCCUACGACAACGACAGAGGCACUCCGCAAUUUUAGCUGACCUUCGUUAGAAUACGAAUGGGUGCAGACCAAAACCAUCGAGAAUCAUUUGCCUCCCAUAUCUUCGAUAGUCUUCAAGAGGAAGAGGGUUAUUCAUCGUGAACCCGAAUUACCGUUCGUAGAAAGAAAUGGCAGCGGCGGGGAUAACGCAAGUUGCUCCUCCACUGGUCACUCAUGGUCCUAUGUUCCCCUCCCAGAACGACAUGAAUUCUCCCUUCAUCCUGUCUUCCGAUAAACGACCACCAAACCUACCAUGGCCAAACAUAUCGGAUCAAGCGAAAUGGUCUGUCUCGUCUUACAAGUUUGGCUUUGGAGCGGAAUGUCUACUAGAUGGUGAACCUGACACGUUCUGGCAUUCGGAUGGUCCGCAGCCACACUUCAUAACUAUCGAAUUCUCGCGUAAAGUCGCGAUUCAAAAACUUAGCAUCUACCUAAGUCAUCCUCAAGACGAUUCAUACACACCCUCGACGCUUGCAAUACGUGCUGGUACUGGCCCUAGCGAUCUUCAAGACGUACGGAUUAUUACCCUUGAGAAACCAGAUGGAUGGUUGACAUUUGACGUUUCAUCCGAGCCCAAUGAGAAUGGUGAUGGGCUCAAGCCUGUUUUCGCGUAUGUUCUGCAAGUGAUCAUUGUGGCUAACCAUAUGAAUGGUAAAGACACCCAUGUCAGAGGCUUGAGAGUUCUGGGACCAAUCGAGGAUCCGACAGGAGACGACGACCCAUUCCCUUUCACAACCCCAACGUUCCGAAUGUUUGAGACAGUUCGUUAACUGAUGCCUAGUUUAAAUUUUUUCUGUUUUUAUCCCCUCUCAAUUCUUAUUGCAACAUUUGUACAUUACGAUAAGUACACACAGAGAAUUACAAUCAAAUAUCUAA